AUGGCUCUAAAACCAUCACUCCUGUACCUCCUCCUCCUUUCCUCUGCCGCCGUCAUCUCCUCCCUUUCUCAUCCUCCCACCACCAAUGUCACCACCAUCUCCCCCACCCAUUCUCCCUCUGCCCACACCCCUUCUCCCGCCCCAACUCCCAAAAAACCGACCACUCCUAUUUCCAAUUCCACAUCUACCCUUGACCCAAAACAACUAAGAGCCCUCCAGUCCCUAAAUAUCCCAAUCUCCAAAGAUCCCUGCUCCGUCCGGCCUCACGUCUUUACCGCCACCGCCUGUGACUCCUCCAAGCCAUUCCGCCACCUCCUCUCUCUCACUCUCUCCAACUGCUCAGAUGAUGUAGCUUUAUCUCUUACUGCCCUCAAGUCCCUCUCCACUCUUAACACUAUCCAGUUCAUCAACUGCCCCAUUUCCCCCAUUCGCUUCCCCUCUGAACUUACUUCGAAUCUCCGUUCCUUCACUUGCAUCAACAGCCUCAACAAACUCACAGGGAUUUGGCUUAGCAGGCUACAAAAUGUAUCUGAUUUAACUGUUUCCCGAGUGAGUAUAACUGCCAGUGGCCCUUCAAUUAUCCUCAACAGCAUGAAAUUCUUGCAUUCUGUCACUCUUUCACACACAAAUCUCACUGGCUAUCUCCCAAAACAUUGUCAUUCAAAUCUCACUACUAUUGAUUUAUCGGGAAACAAUCUCAAAGGAAAGAUACCUCUUUCCUUAACACACCUCGAAAAUCUUGUACACUUGAAUCUGUCAUCAAAUUCCCUCAAUGGAACGAUUCCCACUACCUUUGGGGACUUGAAUGCGCUGCAGAAUCUUUCAUUGGCGUCAAACUCAUUGUCGGGAUCGAUCCCAGAAUCAUUAGCUGCAGUUCCCGGUCUAAUGCACCUCGAUCUGGGGUCUAAUAAGCUCAACGGGACAAUCCCAAAGUUCAUACAAGACAUGAAGAAAUUGAAGUACUUGAAUCUUGAGAAGAAUAGUUUCCAUGGAGUUCUCCCCUUCAAUGCAACAUUUAUAAAGAGAUUGGAAGUGCUCAAGUUGGGUGAAAAUUCCAAUCUUUGUUAUAACCAGUCAAUAUUGGGCUCAAAAGUAAAGCUUGGGAUUUCGCCUUGUGACAAACAUGGAUUACCUUUGUCUCCACCAUCUGCUAAGGACUCAUCUGAUGAUGAUUCUAGCGACAGUUCUAAUGAUGAAGAUUACAGUAAUGUAGAGGAAAAACAUCAUUCCCAUGGGCCAAGUAAGAUUGUUCUUGGUGUUGCAAUUGGGCUUUCUUCAAUUAUCUUUCUCAUUGUUUUCCUGUUCAGUAACAGGUUCGCUCCUGAAAUGGGUAAAAUGGGAUCUGUUGGAUACAUGCCUGGCCAAAUAAAACCUGAUUUCUGA
Fraxinus pennsylvanica is the source of this 1383-nucleotide messenger RNA. NCBI's taxonomy places the organism in Eukaryota, Viridiplantae, Streptophyta, Magnoliopsida, Lamiales, Oleaceae. The record is from the annotation of a GenBank genome assembly.